AUGCAGCACAUAUACCGGCCAGUUCAAGUCCUCGUGACCAUACCAGCCGUUGCCUAUGUGAUGGUACAGUAUAGCUCCGCUUUGGUGUGGUUCACGGUAGUGGCCACGACGCAAUCAGAAUAUCUCGCCUUGCCCCCCUAUAACUUUGGAACGACAGGCAUCGGACUGUUAAAUUUGCCGCCGUUCAUUGGAUCUGUCCUUGGGUGUGUAUGGGGCGGCCCUGUGAGUGAUUGGUCGAUCAAAUUCCUCGCCCGACGUAAUGAAGGUGUCUACGAGCCCGAAAUGCGGCUUUACAUUUCCCUUGUUCCCGGAAUAGUGGGCCCCGCGGGUCUGUUCCUGUAUGGAUACAGUGUAUCGGAGGGCUUGCCGUGGGUCUUUCCCUGUCUCGGAUCCGGCCUAUAUGGGUUCAGCAUGGCUGCACUCAUUCCAAUCGCCCUUACCUACCUCACUGACUCAUAUAACAAAAUUCUCGGAACCGCUCUGAUCGGGGUGAGCUUCGCCCAAUAUAUGUUUGCGACCAUCAUCAUCUUUGCGCUUGAUUCAUGGAUUAGUAGCAUGGGUUUGUAUAGCACCUUUACGGCUGGGUAUGGGUUCUUGCUGCUCGCCAUGCAACCAUAUCUCCUCAACGAGAGUCUUGAUGGAGCGAUUUCGGAAAAUGUUUCAAGCCAGUUGGCACAAGGAAAUAGGGACGGAGCAGGAGCCAACGACCACGGAGCGCAUGAACAUAAGAGAGAACAACCAGACGACCAGCGUCUGUGGAUUGUCGGAAAAAAGAUUUCUAAUCCAGUUGAAACCUAG
Messenger RNA from Penicillium samsonianum, 798 nucleotides. RefSeq lists its product as uncharacterized. Gene Ontology annotation, molecular function: transmembrane transporter activity. NCBI's taxonomy places the organism in Eukaryota, Fungi, Ascomycota, Eurotiomycetes, Eurotiales, Aspergillaceae. The record is from RefSeq and is a predicted model, not a curated record. Gene Ontology annotation, biological process: transmembrane transport. Bases 1 to 798 code for a protein of 265 amino acids. The transcript has 4 exons.